AUGAACUCGGGUUUCCUUCAACCUCGUGCUACCGGGAUGGAAGAUACGGCAUGCGCGCUCGCCGAACAGCGCGGCGAGGAAGACUGGUCAGGCAUAACCAACCAAAGGGUGCGGAAAAAGUUGCAGAACAGGCUUAACAAACGACUAUCAAGGCAGAGGAAGAGAUCACGUCGCUGCGCCGAGUCUGCGCGCGCCCUUGACCUCCCCGAAGCCGCAUCCCUCAAUACUGCUCACACCGCAGAUAUGGAACUAUGCGCGGUGACUUUGGAGGCCUCUUACUGGGGUGGCGAAGACCCGACAUUCAACUACUCUUCGCGAGACGACAUUACGGAGAAACGAGCCUUUCUUACCCGAUUCGCCGAGCAAGCGUUGCUUAGUUAUGCGAUGGGCAGCCCUCGUCCCGACCAUUAUAUGAGGCUUUUGCAGCUUAACAUUAUCAACGGCUUGACGAACAACGCCGCCGCGCUGGGGUUCAGCUUCGACUGGCUCAUCUGUGAAUCCGUCUCACCCUUCGGGCAUGACAGCCAGAACUCCAAGGCAGGUACCGUACAGGGACUGUCUGUGCCUCCUAGUCUUGCGCCUACGAACAUGCAGUUGGGGAUAAAGCACCACCCGUGGCUCGAUCUCUUUCCUCUACCUCGACUACGGGACAACCUUUUGGUUGCCGUUCUGAGCAUGACCGUCGAGGAGGAAGAGGAGCUCUUUAGCUAUAUCAUAGGAUCGGCCGGGGGGAAGGCAGAAUGGGCUGGACUCGUUGUCUGGGGUGAGCCGUGGGAUCCCCGGAACUGGGAGGUCACUCCUCCUUUCCUGCAUAGGUGGGGGUUUUUAUUGCGAGGAUGCUCGGAACUGAUGCAUUCUACGAACUACUGGAGGGGCCGGCGAGGCGAGAAGUCGAUGGGGAACCCCAAAUGUAACUGA
Colletotrichum karsti is the source of this 918-nucleotide messenger RNA. RefSeq lists its product as uncharacterized. The transcript is spliced from 2 exons. NCBI's taxonomy places the organism in Eukaryota, Fungi, Ascomycota, Sordariomycetes, Glomerellales, Glomerellaceae. Bases 1 to 918 code for a protein of 305 amino acids. The record is from RefSeq and is a predicted model, not a curated record.